UUCCGCAAUACUAGUAGUUGAAUAGUUUCAGAGCGGCAAUCCUCGACUACUUCACCAUGUCUGUUAAAUUAAACGCGUUAAAUAGCGAUUCUUACAUUGAUGUUAGCCAAUACAGAGACCAGCAUUUUAAGGGAAACCGCUAUGAACAGGAGAAGCUGCUGAAGCAGAGCCACACUUUGUAUGUGGGGAACCUCUCCUUCUACACCACAGAGGAACAGGUUCAUGAGCUGUUUUCCAAAAGCGGAGAUGUCAAGCGCAUCAUCAUCGGCUUGGAUAAAAUCAAGAAGACAGCCUGUGGAUUCUGCUUUGUAGAAUACUACACACGGGCAGAUGCAGAACAUGCCAUGCGCUUCAUUAAUGGCACACGGCUGGACGACCGUAUCAUCAGGACAGACUGGGACGCCGGCUUCAAGGAGGGGCGACAGUACGGCCGUGGCAAAUCUGGAGGACAGGUGAGAGAUGAGUACAGGCAGGACUACGACCCAGCCAGAGGCGGCUAUGGUAAGCUGGCUCAGCAGCACCCACCUGCAGAGUCACGUAACAGUUUUUAGGCUGAAUCCCACCACAGCAGUCUGCCUGGACUACACGGAGUGCCACCAUCAGACCUGGACUGGAUUAAUCCUCUAGCAAUGCCACCAUAGUGUCACCAUAGAUUGUUUGUCUCAGUGUUACCAUGAAACCUCUACAGCAUGAACCCGCUGGACUCUGGAAAUUCACAACUGUUAUUUAUUUAUUUUAGAGGCUUGUUUUUUCUCUUCUGACUGCCUCCAUACCUGCCAUCAGUCCACGUGAAAGCACAGGCCAGACUCCAAAGUUACUGUGUGAUAUUUUCAUUAUUCUGCAUAUAGUAAUACCAUAUAUUUCCCCACAGGCUGGAAAACUGUGAUAGCAUGCAAUGACUGGGUUGUAUCAACUGUAUCGAAUAUCAAUUUCACAGAAUGAUCUUGCUGAAGUACUGAUUUCCAUGAAUGAAACUUUGUGUCCCAAACCGUGUAUAAUUUUUUUAAAUAAAGAUUUUUUUUUUUACA
This is a messenger RNA of Toxotes jaculatrix (banded archerfish), 1028 nucleotides long. RefSeq names its product nuclear cap binding protein subunit 2 (gene ncbp2). Lineage: Eukaryota; Metazoa; Chordata; Actinopteri; Toxotidae. Gene Ontology annotation, molecular function: RNA cap binding. The record is from RefSeq and is a predicted model, not a curated record. Gene Ontology annotation, cellular component: nuclear cap binding complex. The transcript is spliced from 5 exons. The coding region runs from base 57 to 551 and encodes 164 amino acids. Gene Ontology annotation, biological process: mRNA cis splicing, via spliceosome.